Salmo salar (Atlantic salmon) is the source of this 3601-nucleotide messenger RNA. RefSeq names its product von Willebrand factor A domain-containing protein 7. The record is from RefSeq and is a predicted model, not a curated record. NCBI's taxonomy places the organism in Eukaryota, Metazoa, Chordata, Actinopteri, Salmoniformes, Salmonidae.
GUACUGUAUCUUCCAGGGUGUUCCUCUACAGUUUGGGUUACUACUGCAACAGAGACAGCAAAAGAGGAAGAGAUCCAACUACGCUCAAAUAACCUGAGAAGCCACCCCCCACUCCCCAAAGACUGAUGAUGUCACCGGUGCUGGGUGUGUCCUUCCUGGCCCUGGUCCUAUCAGGAGGAGCCUGGGCGUUUGCUCCCAUCGGGGGCGGAGCCUCCACCCACGUCAGCAUCACAGGAACGGCCGUGCUACAGAAGGUCACAGAGGUGUGCCGAGCCAUCGCAGAGUCAGAGGGACUAGACUUCACCCCCACGGGCAAUUCUGCAGAGGAGCUGGUCCAGGCCUGCCUGGGACCCAAAGCAACAGGUGAAGUGUCAGCAGCUAAGUUCAAAUCUGCCCUGAAUGAGAUCUACAUACAGAACGGACAGGUGGACAGAGACUUUGUCAACAGCCCAGCCCAUCACUUCAACUCAGAGGCGUUUGCUGAGGGCCGGCGCCUUAUAACUGAUGGGGUGGUCAGCAUCAAGGCCAAUGUACAAAGGGAGAACUUCCAGGCUGCCAGAGAGACACUGGGGAGAGUACUACACACACUACAGGACUUCUACAGCCACAGUAACUGGGUGGAUCUGGGAUACACUGAACCCUACACCAACCUGAUCCGCCCCGAUCUCCCACUGGAAAACCUGGCAGAUGUCAGCACCCCGACCUGCAGUGACUGUGCCAAUGGAGGGUUCUGUUCCAACUCCAUCCUGCCUAACAUUCUUAAUGAGAAGAAACUCACUUCUGGAUACAUGGGGAUCUUCUCCGCAGCUAAGCCUAAAGGUAAGUGUAGUCAUGGCGGUGCAGCUGACCUGACCAGCUCUGAGGUUCCUCGUGGGGGCAUCAGCAAGGACGAGCGUCGCUCUGACAACGUGGCCCUGCACACCGCUGCUGUCACCGUGGCAACGACCGCCACCCUCCAGCUGCUGGAUGACAUCCGGGGAGCCGCCGGUGACAACGACUACCUACGCCUCAUGGGCAUAGCACGAUCGUCAGUGGUUGCUUUUGUGAUCGACACUACUGGGAGCAUGAAGGAUGAUAUCCUUGAAGCCAAACGAGUCGUCAAUGAGAUCAUCGACAGCAAGAAGGGAACGCAGGAUGAGCCCUCCCAGUACAUCCUGGUCCCAUUCAACGACCCAGGGUUCGGACCCCUGAUAAGAACGACAAACCCUGAUGUUAUGAAAGCAGAGAUCGCUAAACUCACGGCUGAUGGAGGUGGAGACCUCCCUGAGAUGUGCCUAUCAGGCCUACAGUUGGCGCUGACCGGUGCCCCUGCGUCGUCCCACAUCUAUGUUUUCACAGAUGCCGUUGCCAAGGACAUUGCGUUAAAGGACACCAUCGUGGCCCUGAUCAGGAGCACCAAGUCAACCGUGUCUUUCUUCAUGACUGGUGAUGGUGCUAGAAGGAGUAGGCGUGCGGUAGAGUCCAGGGCAGCUACAUUCGAGAACUACAAGGACCUGGCGCUGGCGUCUGGUGGUCAGGCCAUUGGAGUCACCAAGGAAAAUCUGCCCCAGGCCACUGACAUCAUCAUCGACUCCUCCACCUCCGCUCUGGUGACAGUCCUACAGCGAGCGAGGAACUCAGGCAAAGCUGAGACGUUCUCCUUCCUGCUGGAUGAGUCUCUGAACAACAUCACCAUCUACAUCACUGGAAAGUCCCUCACCUUCACCCUGAAGAACCCUGCAGGUGUGACCCAGAAACAGAAUGAGGCCAACGGGAAACUGGGGACUGUCCAGACGGUGGGUAACCUCUACCGGGUCCGUCUGGCCACCGACAAACAUACGGGAUUAUGGGAAAUCAGCAUGAACUCCAACCAGCCCUACACACUGAAGGUCACUGGUCAGAGUACCAUUGCCUUCAUUUAUAACUUUGUGGAGACCUUCGAGGGACCUCACCCAGGAUAUGCCCUCAUCUCUGGCCGUCCAAAAGCAGGUAUGCCUGCCAUGCUGUUGGUAUCAGUGUUGGGCAGAAAGGGCCCAGCCUCUGUCAAGGUGGCCAACGUUGCCUUGGUGACAGUGUCAGGGUCAGAGGUCAUAGGCGGGGCCCUGGAAGACAUGGGCAAUGGAGACUUCCUGGUUACGGUAACUAAGGUCCCUGCGGGGGAGUUUGUGGUGCUGUUGAAUGGGACAGAUGUGGUCUCCUCCACCGUGUUCCAGAGACAGUCCACCACUCAGAUGUCCGUCUCCAAGGUUACCAUCAAGGCUAUGGUGGACAGAAGCAUGGAGCCUGGUAAACCCUUCACCCUUCCCUUCACUGUCAUGACCGACGCCACUGGAGGCAGCUACAAAAUUAGUGCCAGUAAUGACAGAGAAUUCAAAAUGAACGUCCCCGGCAGCAUCGCUGUGACCACCGGAGGAAACUCCACAGGGGAAAUGACCAUCACGGUGCCUGCCAACACACCCUCAGGAACAGACGUCACCCUGACCAUCGAGGCUGUGGCCCCCGGAGCGUCCGACUCCAACUACGCCGUCCUGCGCCUCUCUGUUGUCACCAAGGUGACAGAUUUCACCCCUCCCCAGUGUGAGGUGGUCAGCGUCUCGGUGGUCGACUGCCCAGCUGACCCAGCAGCCUGCAGCUCCGCCUUCUGGCAGCUCUCUGCCAACCUGACCGAUGGUGUCAAUGGCACGGGGAUCACUAGACUCACACACCGCCAGGGAGUGGGCAACCUCACCCACACGGACCUAAAGCAGACGGUAGUUGCAGCAGCGUUCAACGCUUCGUGCUGCUCUCUGACAGUGGAGCUGGUGGCGGUGGACAAGGCCAUGAAUGUCGGCACCUGUCGGUUUUCCAUCGUCCGCAACGCGGGACCGCCCUCCAUCGCUCUGUCCCUCCCACUGUUGGUAUGUCUGCUGGUCUCUGCCUUCUUCACUACGUCCCUCAGAGACUUACUUAUCUGAUCUAAUGCUGCAUUAAUAAGCAAGUGGGAAGGUGGAAAUUGUCCGUUGUGAAGUUGUAAAUACCUAUUGGAUUCAUUCAUGUGCUUUGAACUCGUUGAGAAACGCAAAUUCGUCAACAAGCUACUUUAAUCAUAAACUAAAAGUACAGCUAUCACGCUUUUAAAGAUAUUAUAGUGUUCAAAAACCAUUUUAAUAAUAAUGUUUGGUUGUUGCAUUUAACUGCUGAACAUGUUAUUGAGUUCAUUUCCUUAGUAGGUGACGUUAGAGGUCAGCAUGUGGGAGAAGACGUAGCUCAGGGAUGAUAGACUAGUUACCAGUUGGAGGGGCAUUCAAGCAUAUUUUCCCAGUCGUAUGUGGUAAAUACCACCUUCCCACAUGGUUAUGAACGCAGGGUAAGGCUCAUGCAUUGACUGCCUGACCAAUGCUGCCUCUUGAAGUUAAGGUUAUGCUCCAGGCCGGCUACAUCGCAGACAUUGCAUUGCAUCAACAAUGGUUCGUGUGACAAAGCCAACAUUUAAAUGAAUGUCACUAAAUUGCCAACAGUACUCUCUCUCUAAGCACUUUCUCAACAUGUUAUUUGCACUGUAAGAUUGAUGUUUAAUUUCUGUAUCAUAAUGUAAGUCUCCAGUUACAUCUCUGUCAUGAAUAAAAAGCUACUGUGUGAAUGA